CCAUUCGUACAAACAUUUUUAUUUUAAAGGCUUUGUUUUACAAACUAGUGAGCUGCCUACUUAGCGUCUGGAACGCGUCCACAUGAUGACCAAUAAUGCUGUCUAGCUACUCUCACAUACGACUCAUUGCGCUUUGGUGAGAUCGAAGAUUUCCCAGAGACCUCAGAGCCUGUCUGGAUUUUGGGAAAGCAUUUCAGCGGACUAACAGAGAAGGAUGAGAUUCUGUCUGACGUCACUUCACGUUUGUGGUUCACUUAUAGAAAGAACUUCCACCCUAUCGGUGGCACUGGACCCACUUCAGACACUGGCUGGGGCUGCAUGCUCCGAUGUGGGCAGAUGAUCCUUGGGGAGGCCUUGAUCUUUAGGCACUUGGGUAGAGACUGGAGAUGGAAUCCAGGUCAGCGGCAGAGAGCGGAAUAUAUCAGUAUCCUCAAUGCCUUCAUUGACAAGAAGGACAGCUUUUAUUCCAUUCAUCAAAUAGCUCAGAUGGGUGUAGGUGAGGGCAAGGGGAUAGGCCAAUGGUAUGGUCCUAACACAGUGGCACAGGUACUCAAGAAACUGGCAGUUUUUGACUCCUGGAGCCGACUGGCAGUUCAUGUAGCUAUGGACAAUACUGUGGUCAUAGAGGAAAUCAAGAGGUUGUGUAUGCCAUGGCUGGACUUUGAUAGGGGAGCAUGUGCAGCUUCUGAAGAGCCUCGGGAGAUGAAUGGAGAUCUGGAGGGGGCUUGUGCUCUGGCAGAGGAAGAGACAGUUCUGUGGAAACCUCUUGUUCUACUGAUUCCUCUAAGACUGGGCCUUAGUGACAUCAAUGAAGCCUACAUUGAACCACUCAAGCAAUGCUUCAUGAUGCCUCAGUCUUUAGGAGUAAUAGGUGGCAAGCCGAACAGCGCUCACUACUUUAUUGGCUUUGUAGGUGAUGAGCUGAUUUAUCUAGACCCCCAUACCACACAACCAGCUGUGGAACCGAGUGAAGAUGGUCAGUUCCCAGAUGACUCCUACCACUGCCAGCAUCCUCCUUGCCGAAUGCAUAUCUGCGAGCUUGACCCCUCCAUUGCUGCUGGCUUCUUCUGUCAAACAGAGGAUGAAUUUGAUGACUGGUGUGCACAGAUUCGUAAGGUUUCAAACUGUAGAGGUCUUCCUAUGUUUGAAUUAGUGGACAGUCAGCCAUCCCAUCUAACUAGUGCCGAUGUACUUAACCUCACUCCAGAAUUCUCUGAUUCAGACCGGCUCGAACGUUUCUUUGAUUCUGAAGAUGAAGAGUUUGAAAUCCUGUCUUUGUGAAGAAAGAUUACUUUUGCAAGACUGUCAGAAUACUGCGGGAGAAACCUCCUGAGAGAAGAGAAAUACCA
Messenger RNA from Xyrauchen texanus (razorback sucker), 1349 nucleotides. Its product is annotated as cysteine protease ATG4B. The transcript is spliced from 13 exons. Bases 319 to 1281 code for a protein of 320 amino acids. Gene Ontology annotation, molecular function: protein-phosphatidylethanolamide deconjugating activity. Lineage: Eukaryota; Metazoa; Chordata; Actinopteri; Cypriniformes; Catostomidae. The record is from RefSeq and is a predicted model, not a curated record.